Messenger RNA from Priapulus caudatus, 6393 nucleotides. RefSeq names its product fatty acid synthase-like. The record is from RefSeq and is a predicted model, not a curated record. Lineage: Eukaryota; Metazoa; Priapulida; Priapulimorpha; Priapulimorphida; Priapulidae. Gene Ontology annotation, biological process: fatty acid biosynthetic process. Gene Ontology annotation, molecular function: oxidoreductase activity; phosphopantetheine binding; fatty acid synthase activity. The transcript has 27 exons. Bases 1 to 6393 code for a protein of 2130 amino acids.
AUGCCAGGCAUUACGUUCCCGGCCGGCGCGAUGCAGAAGCAGCUGUUGCAGGAAGUCUAUGGUGAGGCGGGAGUUGACCCUGCGAAGGUCGCAUACGUAGAAGCUCACGGCACCGGCACUAAGGUCGGCGAUCCACAGGAGCUCAACGCUGUCACCGACGUCUUCUGCAAGGCUCGCCAGGGGGCGCUGCCGAUCGGCUCGGUGAAGUCCAACAUGGGGCACGCCGAGCCUGCUUCAGGUCUUGCUGCAAUGGCAAAGGUAAUACUAGCAAUGGAGGAGGGAGCUGUUCCUGGAAACCUGCAUUACAAUGAGCCAAAUCCAGACAUUCCCGGCCUGAUUAAUGGGAAGCUCCAAGUUGUGACUAGCUCUAUGCCACUUCCCAGGGGCAGCUUUAUUGGCAUUAAUUCAUUCGGGUUUGGUGGUGCCAAUGUCCAUGUGAUUCUAAAGGGUCCAAACAAUGUGAGACCACAAAUAAUGACCGAUGAGGGGCAGCUAGUCACGGUAGCAGGAAGGACACCAGAGGGCGUUGAAGGCAUACUGAGAGCAGCCGAGGAAAACUCACAUAACGCAGAGUUUCUCGCGUUGCUGGAUCGUGUAUAUGCCAGUCCCACCAGUCUGCAUCCGUACAGAGGUUACACGGUGCUUAACACUAGCAAGCAAAGCACCGAUGUGCAGCGUGUCAGCAGUGAGGCUCGUCCCGUUUGGUUCGUCUGCUCUGGCAUGGGCGUGCAGUGGCCGGGCAUGGCGCGCGACAUGAUGCGCGUGCCCGCCUUCAAGCAGACAAUGCUGCGGCUAGCUGACACGCUCACGGCUCACGGGGUCGACCUCUGUGACAUCAUAGCGUCAGGCGAGGAGAAGAUGCUGGAGAGCACACCUGUUGCCUUCGCCGCAAUAGCCGCCGCACAGGUGGCGCUGAUUGAUGUUUUGCGCUCUCUCGGCAUCUAUGGCGAUGGUUUCAUCGGUCACUCGGUCGGUGAGUUGGCCUGUGCCUAUGCAGAUGGAUGCCUGACUGCAGAACAGACCGUACUCUGUGCCUACUGGAGAGGAAAGUGCGUGAGCGAAGCCAAGCUACCGGCUGGCAAGAUGGCUGCCAUCGGCUUAACGUGGGAGGAGACGAGGCGUCGCUGUCCGGCUGACAUUGUCGCCGCAUGUCACAACUCUCGCGACAGUGUCACCAUCUCAGGACCGGCUGCGAGCGUUGACGUCUUCAUGGCUGAGCUGCGAGCAGACGACGUGUUCGUGAGAGAGGUGGCGAGCUCAGGCGUUGCCUUCCACUCUCACCAGAUGGCGCAGGUCGCUCCCAAACUGAAAGCUGCACUCGUUAAUGUGAUCAAACAUCCCAAGCGAAGGACUGCAAAGUGGAUCAGUACAUCUAUUCCAGAGAGCAGGUGGGAUUCAGCCCUGGCCCAGCUGUCGUCUGCUGAUUACCACGUCAACAACCUAGUGAGCCCAGUACUGUUUCAGGAGGGACUGACUCAUGUGCCGGACAACGCGAUCGUGAUUGAGGUUGCCUCGCACUGCUUACUACAGGCCAUAUUGAGACGGUCCCUUAACGAUGGGACGACGAUCAUUGGUCUGCAGAAUCGCAGGGAGGAAGACAACAUCAGGUUCUUCCUGGCCAGCAUUGGAAAGUGUUACGUGAGUGGAGUCAACCCGGCGACAUGCAAGCUGCGGCCGUCGGCACCGCACUUCCCCGUGUUGCAGGGAACAGCGAUGCUGGGUCCUCUCAUCUCGUGGGAUCACUCACAGACGUGGGCCGUGCCCACACAGGAUGAGUUCAUCGUCACCAACGGCAUGGGCGAAUGUAAGUUUGAGAUUGACCUCUCGGCGACCUCACCUGAUCUCUACUUGCUGGGUCACGCAAUCGAUGGGAGGGUGUUGUUCCCGGCGACCGGUUACCUGGUGCUGGUGUGGCGCGCGCUCGCCAAGAUGCGACGACAGUCGUACGAGAGCAUGGCCGUGGAGUUCAAUGACAUCGACAUCCAGAGGGCGACAGUGAUACACGCCGACGGCAAGGUGACGCUAGCUGUCAACAUCAUGCAGGCGACGGGCGACUUUCAGGUGACGGAAGGCGAGACGCUCGUCGCCAGGGGGCGCAUCACGGCGCACGCGAGUCUCGACAUACCCGAGCCGCUGAAGCUGAAAGGUCAUGGCGAGCCGCUGCCGCUAUGUGCCGAUGACGUGUACAAGGAGCUGCGCAUGUGCGGCUACGACUACAGCGGCGAGUUCCAGGCAAUCGUCGCGGCGUCUCUCGAUCUUUCAGAUGCGAAGGUCGCAUGGACGGGUAACUGGGUGCAAUUUGUUGACAACAUGAUGCAGCAGAUAGUGAGGAGCAUGUACACACGCACGUUCCGUCUGCCCACCCGCAUCCGACACAUCAAGAUCAAUCCGAUGCUGCAACGACAACGGCUGCAGAGCAGCGGCAAAACAACAGUGUUACACUCGCACGUCAAUCACGUGCUCAACAAGUGCACAGCAGGUGGCGUUGAGAUCACGGACCUGCACACGAGCCUCGCACCGCGGCGCCACCGUCACGAUUCGCCGACGCUGGAGCGGCACGUCUUUGUGCCGUACGUUAAAGAGUUGAGAGACGCAGCGCUGGACGGAUAUGUGAGCGCUUGCGAGGAGGUGUGUGGCCGCAUCGCCCGCGCUCUUGCCUCCACCGGUGGCGCCACCGUCCCCAACCCUUGCCUCCUCGCCAAGAUCCGUGAACGUACGCAGAACCAGUCGGACGCGGUCGACUCCGGAUUCCGUGACCCCGAGGUCGCCUAUGAUGUCGGUACACCGUCGAUGGCGGGCGCCUUUCCCUCCGCCGCCUCCUCCUCCCCUGCCCCUAUCUUCAGCUUUCUCACCAAUACUUGCAAGCGUAUGCGGUCGGACGUGGAAAACUCCUUGGAGAUGGUCAAGGUCGCAGCCCCGCCGGCAGAAUCCUACCCUGCAUUGUCACGCGCCGCUCUCCACUUGCUGAACAAGAUGGCGGAGAUUGUCGCUGCGGGGUCAGACGGGGUCGUUGACGCGCUGUGUGCGGCGGCGGGUGAGGCAGAGGGCGCGGACGCCCUCCACCAGGUGGCGUUCUCUGGGCGCAGCCUGAAAGUGUGCGUCGACGUCGCACUCGAGAACCUGCACACGGGGCUGUCGCGGGUCAAGGUCGUGGAGGUCGAGCCAGGCGAGCAGCGCCACCUAUCGGCGGAGGUCGCGGCGAUGAUGUGCACGCAGCCGACGGUAGAUGUGGAGCGGGUCGUCUGCCGUGCGCGACCGACCGUCACCGACGACGACGACGACACGGUAGCGUGGGACGUCGCCGCGGGCCCGCCGCCCGCCGCCGCUGCUGGCGCCUCCCUCCUCGUACUUGAUAACGUGUUGCACCGGAGCAGCAACCCGCGCGCGACCCUCGAGGGGGCGCUAGUGUGCGUCGGUGAGCACGGCUUCCUGCUCGUUGCCGAGCGGGCGCCGGACUUCCUGCCGGGAAUACUCCUCGAUGCGCUGACGUCACGGGAGGUGACGCUGCUCGCGGCUGACGCAUGGAGGGACUUGUUUGUAGAGGCUGGGCUGGAGGUGGUUGCUGUGAGGUCGCAUGCGCGCAUAGGAGCUCUGUUCCUGCUGAGGAGGCGGAGGAGGAGGAGGUCGGGGAAGGGAGAGGAGCCCCGUGUGGUGAGCGUGGAUGCACAGGACUUCAGCUGGGUGGACACGCUGAAGGAGGAGAUGAAGGUUGGAGAAUCAGGCUCCCGUAUCUGCCUAACAGCUAACGACCGUGCAAGUGGCAUUGUAGGAAUGGUCAACUGUUUACAAAGGGAGCCAGGUGGUGACAGAAUUAGGUGCGUGUUAGAUGAGGAAGGGAUGAUGGAGGUUGGAGGCAAGAGGUGGGAGGAGAUGUGCAGGAGAGACUUGGUCAUGAAUGUAUACAGAGAGGGACUGUGGGGUUCAUUCCGUCACCUGCCCUUCAACCAAGAUGAGGAUGGAACCAAGAUGGCCGAGCACGCGUACGUGAACGUGGCGACCCGUGGCGACCUCUCCAGCCUGCGCUGGUUUGAGUCUCCACUCAAGCACUGGGCGUCGAUGACUGACGACAAGCACAAGGAGCUGUGCUCUGUCAGCUACGCCUCGCUCAACUUCAGAGAUGUGAUGCUGGCAACCGGCAAGCUGCCACCGGAUGCCAUUCCAGGUAACAUGGCGCUGCAUGACUGUAUCCUCGGCAUGGAGUUCUCCGGUCACAGCAGCGAUGGAAGGAGGAUCAUGGGAUUGCUGCCAGCUAAAGGUCUGGCGACGACCGUCGACGCUGAUAUCAAAUUCACGUGGCCUGUGCCUGAGUCGUGGACGCUGAGAGAAGGCGCUACCGUGCCUGUGGUUUACGCGACAGCCUACUAUGCUCUUAUAGUAAGGGGCAAGCUGAGAAAAGGAGAACGGGUGCUGAUACACUCUGGCAGUGGGGGUGUGGGGCAGGCGGCCAUCUCGGUGGCGCUGCACCAUGGAUGCGAGGUGUUUACAACCGUCGGCUCGCAUCAGAAGAGAAACUAUCUGAAGCACAAGUUCCCACAGCUGCAGGACAAACACUUCAGCAAUUCACGCGAUGCUAGCUUCGAGCAGGAGAUCCUGAUCGCCACCAAGGGAAAGGGUGUUAACGUCGUGCUCAACUCGCUGGCAGAUGACAAGCUACAGGCGAGCGUGCGUCUCCUCGCGCAACAUGGCCGCUUCCUUGAGAUCGGCAAGUACGACAUGUCGAGCAACACGCCGCUAGGCAUGGCAGUCUUUCUACGUAACAUCGCCUUUCACGGCAUCCUCCUAGACGCCCUCUUCGAUCCCGACAAUGACGACUGGAUGCGCGUGCGCCACCUGGUGGCCGAGGGCAUCGCGAGCGGAGCAGUGCGCCCCCUGACGGCAACGGUGUUCGCGCGCGACAACGUGGAGGAGGCAUUCCGCUUCAUGGCACAAGGCAAGCACAUCGGCAAGGUGCUUGUACAGGAUGGUGUAACCAUGUGCCCACUAUCGAUGGAGAACAUCCGCCUGCUGACGAUGCGCUCCCUCGAGCGCAUCUCUCGCGGCGAGGCCGACAAGGACGAGGCGAGACAGGCAGAGGAGUCGAGACGCACUGAGGAGCGCGCGGAGGUCGAGGCGCUGAUACGAUACCGCUGGGACCUCGAUAAGCUGAUUCCAACGCAGUGUCUCGUAAGACUAAACGAGCACAUGGUUACACCAUCUGGAGGUACGGGGCAUUCGAGCAACCAAAACAGAUUACGGUACAACAAGCAUAUAUUGCGUUACCAGCAGUACAGAUUGGCGGAGUGGUGCAAUCUGGGUGUGAAGGUAGAGGUCAGCAAGAUGGACGCCAGCAUAGAGGCACAGGCGAGACAACUGAUUGACACGACCCAGCAGGUGGCGCCACUGGGCGGCAUCUUUCAUUUGGCAGCGGUGUUGAGGGAUGGACUGUUCGAGAACCAAACAGCAGAGACCUUCAGCGAGGUAAACAAAUCCAAGAUGGCGGCCGCAGUUAACCUUGACCUCGUGACCCGCGACACGUGCGCCACCUCGCUGGACUGGUUCGUAGUGUUCUCGUCUGUGAGCUGCGGCCGUGGCAACGCUGGACAGACGAACUAUGGUUACGCAAACUCAACGAUGGAGAGAAUCUGUGAGAGACGUCAGCGGGACGGCUUCCCUGCGCUCGCGAUCCAAUGGGGAGCGAUCGGUGACGUGGGGAUGGCGCGCAGCUUGGGAGGCAACGACACCGUCAUAGGUGGCACGCUGCCGCAGCGCAUUGCUUCCUGCAUGCAGACGAUGGAUGUGCUGCUCAACCAGCCGUUCGCCGUCGUCUCCAGCUUUGUGCUUGCAGAGAAGCGUGGCAGCGGUGGCGCGUCCACGCAGGACUCACAGGUCGACCUUAUCCACGCUGUCGCCAACGUCCUCGGAGUGAAGGACGUCGCGACGCUGAAUGCUGAGCUGACGCUGGGAGAGCUUGGUCUCGACUCGCUGAUGGGUGUCGAGGUGAAGCAGACGCUCGAGCGAGACUUCGACCUUUCAUUAGUUGCCGACCCUGCAAGAUUUGGCGGUAGCGAUGUCAUGUCCGGUGUAUGGACUACAGUGCACCGCAGAUGCACCACUCACAAGUGUGCAAAAUCUGGCAUCCUUUUACAUCCAAGUGGCUACUCAUUCGGCGCCUGCGUCGCCUUUGAGAUGGCACUACAGCUGCAGCAAGCGCAGCGCACCGUCGGCCAUCUUGUCCUGCUGGACGGCUCGCCAGUGGACAUUGGCGCUAUCGCAGGCAGGUACCGGGGGCGUGCACACAGAUAUGGUGUCGCCCACGAAGUGGAGUUCUUGUCGAGCGCAAUGUGCAGCUUCAUGAUGCUCUUCAUGACUGUCGACUUCAUAAAGGUGUUUAUACAUAAUUUCAAGAGUGCAUAA